UUUGGGAGUCCGGUUGGAGCAACGCAUGGUCACCGCGCCGAUGCGUGGAGGCCAUGGAUCACAUGGGACUAGCGGGGGCACAUCUGCAGCAGCAGCACGCGCAAGAGUCCAUCAGUUUCGGAAUCGACCAGAUUCUUUGCAGCGCGGAUCAGAGUUGCAUGCUGACUGCGAGGAUGCACGAGCCGGAUUACGGACACCCGGUUUACAACGGCAACGCCAACAAUGGCUUCGCGUGCACGAACGCCGGAUAUAACUGCAACGGCACUUCACUCGUUGGGUCUUAUCACAUGAACGUGGGGGUCAAUGUGAGCGGGCCUAAUCCCGUCGGGGUCAUCCGCGUGCCUGCGCACCGACCGGUGGCCGGCGGGAACACUUGUAUGCCGCCGGUAACCGGGAACAUCAACAACAUAAGUGCGCUUACCUUCCCUUGGAUGGAGAGCAACAGACGAUACACAAAAGACAGGUUCACAGUGUCUCUCUCACCGCUCACUGUAACACGUCGUGUAGGACACCCCUACCAGAAUCGGACGCCGCCGAAGAAGAAGAAGCCACGGACGUCAUUUACACGACUGCAGAUCUGCGAGCUAGAGAAGCGCUUCCACCGCCAGAAAUACUUGGCGUCUGCCGAGCGGGCCACUCUUGCCAAAGCCCUCAAAAUGACCGACGCUCAGGUCAAAACCUGGUUCCAAAACAGACGCACUAAAUGGAGAAGGCAGACGGCGGAGGAAAGAGAAGCGGAGAGACAACAAGCCAACCGGAUUCUAAUGCAAUUGCAGCAGGAGGCCUUCCAGAAGUCCAUCAACCAGCCGGUGACACCGGACCCGCUUUGCUUACAGAAUAGCUCUUUGUUCGCCCUGCAGAACCUGCAACCGUGGACCGAUAACACCGCCAAGAUCAGCAGCGUUACGGCCUGCGAGUAGGUGGCGAAUGUUUCUGCGGAGCCCAAAUGACUUGAAGGCUAUCAUGCUGGAAACCAUUUCUCUCCUGACUAUUUUUCCUUCUUCCUUUUCUCUGACGGAGCGUGCCUCUGGAAGGGGUACCUUGCACAAGCCCCGGGGAUCCAUCAGUCAUGAAAAAAAAUAGAAAUAAAAAAAAAAAUCACGUUUGAAAGGCGUUGCUAUCCCAGAAUGAACUCGAGUCUCAUGAACAGCUUUUUAUCUGAUUGUACCAUUGGACACUAAUGUAAUAUAGAGAGCGCCUUUGAAUAUAUGUCAAUUCAAGACAUGUUCAACAAAAGAUGUGAAUAUUGUUGAUGAUGGCUAUUUUAGUAUCGAUAUGGGCCAACAGGUCAACGAGCAUCUUAUUCAUAAGAUAGACUUCCAUAUCGUGAAAAUAUACCACCAGACAGUAGUUAAUUUAAUUUUACAUUUUAGCGGAUUCACAUUUUUAAUGAACAUUUAUGAAAGGCCUUCACUCGUAAAUCCGUCCAAUUCACUAAAUGGACAACU
This is a messenger RNA of Hippocampus comes (tiger tail seahorse), 1448 nucleotides long. It is a transcript of the gene tlx1, whose product is annotated as T cell leukemia homeobox 1. Gene Ontology annotation, biological process: regulation of transcription by RNA polymerase II; animal organ development. The record is from RefSeq and is a predicted model, not a curated record. The transcript has 3 exons. Gene Ontology annotation, molecular function: RNA polymerase II cis-regulatory region sequence-specific DNA binding; DNA-binding transcription factor activity, RNA polymerase II-specific. Bases 54 to 920 code for a protein of 288 amino acids. NCBI's taxonomy places the organism in Eukaryota, Metazoa, Chordata, Actinopteri, Syngnathiformes, Syngnathidae. Gene Ontology annotation, cellular component: nucleus.